AUGCAUAAGGUCCACUCCUGCCCGUUUGCCUUUGUAGGAGAGGGUACCACUAAUUUAAUGGUUGCGGCAUCUCACGGGAAUAUUUCUGAGCUAGAGAAAAAUCUCGACCAGGCGGGUUCAUACAAUGCCCGUGGCCAGACGGCUCUCAUGCUCGCCGCAGAGCACGGUAAUGAAGAGGCCAUAAAGACCCUUGUUAAGGUAGAGUCGACCUUAGCAGAUUCCAGUGGCCGAACCGCACUUAUGUAUGCCCUAGAUCAUGAUCACUCACGCUGCGCCAAGAUUCUGAUUGAGAAGGAAGCAGGACGGCAAGACGAAGAUGGAGAGACUGCAUUGAUGCUUGCAGUGAAGAAGAACAACUAUAGAUUAGCUCGCCUCCUUGCACGUUGGGAGGGAGGAUAUCAGAACACGCAUGGCAUGACUGCCCUGAUGAUGGCUGUGCAGUCGAACCACUUGGAGAGCACAAAACUGUUACUUCCACUAGAGAUGGGUUGUCAGGAUGAGCGAGGUUGGACAGCCCUUAUGAUGGCAGCGGACGCUGGAAACGUUAUGAGAGUGGGCCUUCUGGCGCGUGCUGAGGCCGGAAUUGUAGAUAAUGCAAAAGAAACUGCACUCAUGAAGGCCGCUCGCAAUGGUCAUAAUAACUGUGUUAGAAUACUGGCUAAGCGGGAGGGCAGAGCGAGAAAUGACAAAGGCUUCACGGCUUUGAUGAUUGCUGCAUCUAUGGGGUAUAGUAGCUGUGUUAAGACGCUGCUUUUUGAAACAGGCCUGAGAAAUACUGUCAAGGAAACAGCCUUGAUUAUAAGCAUUAAAAGCAGACAUGAUGCGUGCGUCGACAUCUUACUACCACAUGAAGGAGAGUUUCCUGAUUCACGAGGAGAGAAUGCCUUGUUUUGGGCUAUAAGAAACAACGAUUUAACAUAUAUAGAUAAAUUGAUAGUUCAUCUCAAAGGACGGCACUCUGCUCAAGGAAAAACAGCGCUGAUGCUUGCAGUUGAGUUGCAUAAUAUCCCUGCCAUCCAAAAGCUCUUGCCGCACGAGGCACGGCUUUGUGACAACAAGGGCCGGUCAGCGCUCAUGUAUGCAGCAGAGCUGGGAAACGCAGUACUAGCUGCGCUGCUUGUGGACCAUGAGGCAAAGAUUCUCGACGUUUACGGUAGAACAGCUCUCAUGCGCGCGAUGAAGCAUGGCUAUAUAGAUUGCUUUCACGCUUUGUUAUCUCACGAAGUUUUAGUAAGAAGUAGCAAAGGACUUUCAGUGCUGGAUCUUUGUCUCAAGUGGGCGCUUGAGGGUGUUAGUGACUUUGAAGAUCUUGAUGAUGAGGCGUUUUCCACUUCUACACUGGACUGCGAUUCUACUGACUCUCUGCCCGUGUCAGGGCCUAAUUUGGCCUACAACGAAAUCGCCACAUCUAAGAUAAAGCUUAUGGAGAACGAUUAUAUCUCCACAUCUACUCCUUGUCUCCAGCUGAGGAUGGACAACAAUGUGGACGAGAGCAACCCCAACAUGGCUCCUUUGAUGCAGAAUAUCUCGUUUAGUAGUAAUUUAACCCCAAAUAGUGAAGUAUUAAGCUUUACUACAGAUAGCAGUGCUGGGCUGGAUAUGCAGCUAGGCCUAACUGACUUGUCCUUUACAUCAGAGCAGCUGCCUGGGAGCCUGCAUCAGUCUCCAGGAUCUUUAAAUGCCCCCAGUACUACUCUGACAGCAUCGGAAAUUAGUAAUGUCGACGCGAACGUCCUUUUGACGCCAGCACAAAUGCACGGCCCAUUCUGUGGAGCUAACCUUUUGUCUCGAGUUACCCCUUCUGACCUACCUGAUACCACACAGUCCUCUUUGCGGUACUCUAGGUUGCCACCUUUGCCUUCAUGUGUGCUGACUCCUGGUCCAGCAGUUCAACCAGUGCCUCAGCCUAAAGACCCAGAGCGGCAGGUUGCUGAUGUCUCCUACGAGUCGUCACAUGAAGCAAAAACACAGAAAAGUAGUGGGAAGCAGUCUUGGUUCAAGCACAAGGUUAAGAGCAUUGGGACGAAGUUGUCCCUGCUCGGGCGAAAAGAGAAGCAAGCAGAGCCUGUAGAAAAAGAGCCGAGACCAUCUGCUGUUAUUCCUGUCAAAAAGGCAGUCGCACUACGCACACCUCGUCACCAAAAGCUUGGCGUGUACACGUCCUCUGAUAGUGAGUCAGAGAACGAUAUAGGCCUCGGAAUCAUAGCGGUAGAGCCAGAAGAUACAGUUCCUUCCAAGAGUAGAAGCCGUCCUUUUUCAUUAAGAUGCGCCACUGACAGGGACGCCACCGCUUCCGGGGUUAUAUGCGUUAGUAGUAUGACCAAUCUCUCGGACUCAUCGUCACUAGCCCGUGUCUCCUCGAGUCACGCACCUGUUGAUGCCAUUGACCGGGGUGGAGUGAGGUUUGGAGAAAUGAACGUGCCGGGAUCUAAACCUAUUAGUCGGAUUUACAGUCUUAGCCGUCUAUCCAAGGCGACUAGAGAUGAUAUUGAUGAAUACAGAACACAGAUCUCCUCGCAUCUAGAUAAGACGGAUCAGCGCCUGGUGCUAACCCCGCGAAAUCCCACCGUAUUGUCUGCAGAGCGUACAAUGCUCAUGGAGUAUGCUAUAAAGGGAGAUAUCACUGGUGUGCAACGGCAUCUUCACGAGCUAGGGGCCAUGUGUACAACGGAUGGAGACAGCUCUGGUGCAACGGCUUUGAUGUUAGCAGUAAUAGAAGACAACGUCAAUGUGAUACCUUAUUUGUUGAACGAGCUAGGAAUUGUCAAUAAGAAGGGCUAUACUGCUCUCAUUUAUGCUGCACAGGACGGUCUAGAAGAAACUGUCCCGCUCCUGCUUUUGGAAGCAGGGAUGAAGAGUCAGACGGGGCGCACCGCUCUUAUUCAGGCAGCGGCGUUCGGCCAGACGCCAAUAUUGCCUUAUCUUAUCCCGUCGGAAGCAGGCAUCUGCACCAAUAAAAGCCAAACGGCCCUAAUGCGUGCGGCACAGAACGGACACUUUAGGUGUGUCGAAAUUUUGAAAGAGAGUUCUAAAGAGAUCAAGCGGGUUGACAAGGACGGCCGGACAGCUCUGUGGAAGGCAGCUUCUGACGGUCACAUUGAAUGCACUGCUAUGCUUGCUCCUUUGGAGUCAAAGAUUGCCGCUAAAGAUGGGACGACUGCUCUCAUUAUGGCUGCAGAACGCGGCCAUACAAUGUGCGCCCGUAUCCUCACUGCUUGGGAGGCCAGACUCACAGACAAAACACAUACGACUGCGUUGAUGUAUGCAGCACGCGCUGGAAACAUCGAGUGUGUGCGACUCCUUGCGCCCCUUGAGCAGCGUAUGCGUCGUGUGGACGGAACAACAGCUCUAAUCGUCUCCAUCCGGGCCCGCAAGCCUGAGUGUACAAAGCUCCUCCUUGCAGAGGCAAAUAUGCGGAGUGGGGCAGGAGAGUCUGUGCUUGCCAUUGCGAAACAGAUGAACAGCAUGGCAUGCCACCAGGUCAUUCUUAGCGCAAAGCACAAUCAACAGGAAUUCACUUCAUAG
Molecule: messenger RNA, 3525 nt
Organism: Giardia duodenalis
Lineage: Eukaryota; Fornicata; Diplomonadida; Hexamitidae
Product: Ankyrin repeat protein 1
Exons: 1
Coding region: 1-3525 (1174 amino acids)
Molecular function (GO): protein binding
Source: RefSeq, a predicted model, not a curated record